Messenger RNA from Babesia microti strain RI, 261 nucleotides. RefSeq lists its product as hypothetical. The coding region runs from base 1 to 261 and encodes 86 amino acids. NCBI's taxonomy places the organism in Eukaryota, Apicomplexa, Aconoidasida, Piroplasmida, Babesiidae. The record is from RefSeq and is a predicted model, not a curated record. The transcript has 5 exons.
AUGAAAUUGUCGCAUUUAGUAUACUCGUUCCUAGCUACACUUUCCCUUUUUAAGAAUUCUUUAGGCUACAAAAUAAAUCCACAGACCUUUAACUCAAACCAAUUGAUAAUAGAAGUAGAACCAGCUGAAGAAAAUACUGAGGAUUAUGUCGUUCCAUUAGCUCUAAUUCAGGAUAUCUACGGGAUAAAUUCAGAACCUAUAUCAAUCCAAGCCUUAUCUUCAUAUUUGGAAACUGAAAAGGCUGAUUCUAGUAUUAAUUAA